Messenger RNA from Neltuma alba, 354 nucleotides. RefSeq lists its product as uncharacterized. The transcript has a single exon. Bases 1 to 354 code for a protein of 117 amino acids. The record is from RefSeq and is a predicted model, not a curated record. Lineage: Eukaryota; Viridiplantae; Streptophyta; Magnoliopsida; Fabales; Fabaceae.
AUGGCCGCCUCCGCCGCGGACGGGUUUUUCCGGGGAGUAUACGAGGGAUGCAUUUCCGGGCACGAUAACGACGUCCAACGGCGGCCGUACCACCGGAACUGUGGCUGUGCGAUUCAUGACAAGUCGUCCUCGUCGUCUUCGUCACCUAAAGCAGCAUGCACCCACCGGGGGAAGAGCAACAAUGUGUCGUAUCCUUUAAGAAGGGCUUGGAGUGAGAGCUGCCUGGCCAUGGCUGCUUAUAAUAAUUCCGCUCAUUCCUCUCCUUCUUCUUCUCCGGCUACCGCCACGACUCUGGGAAACUGUAGGCCUCAUCAUCAUAAAAUGGGAUUGACAGAUCUGGAAGAGGAAGAUUAA